AUGACGAAAAGGGACGUUUCUUCCUCUCUUUCCUCAUCUUGUAAAUUAAGAAGGCAGUUUAAUCUUAAUGGGAUGCACAAGGUUGGGGAUGUGAUACUGGGUGGGCUGUUUGAAGUCCACUAUAGCUCUGUCUUUCCUGAGCUGACGUUCACCUCGAAGCCACAUCAGCCCAGCUGCCAAGGCUUUGACCCCCCAGGGUUCAGGCAUGCUAUGACUAUGGCCUUUGCUAUUGAUGAGAUAAACAGAAACUCCAAUCUUCUAACUAAUGUGACUCUGGGAUACAGUCUUUACGACAAUUGUGCGACACUUGGUAUUGGGUUCAGUGCUGCUUUGUCACUGGCUAGUGGCCGAGAAGAGCGGUUCCCACUGCAGGAGACUUGUUUAGGGACCCCUCCAGUCCUAGGGAUUGUAGGUGAUCCCUUCUCGACAUUUUCCAUUGCCACCUCCAAUGUGCUAGGUUUAUUCAGACUGCCCAUUGUGAGUUAUUUUGCCACAUGUUCUUGCCUGAAUGAUCGGCAACGGUUUCCAUCCUUCUUUAGAACAAUCCCAAGUGAUGCUUUCCAGGUGCAUGCCAUGAUUCAGAUUCUAAAAUGGUUCGGCUGGACCUGGGCAGGUCUGCUGGUCAGUGAUGAUGACUAUGGACUGCAUGCUGCCCGCUCCUUCCAAUCGGACCUGGCUCAGUCUAGUGGAGGUUGUCUGGCCUAUUUAGAGGUUUUGCCCUGGGGCAAUGAUUCAAAGGAGUACAAAAGGAUUGUGGAUAUGAUGAAGAAGUCCACAGCUCGAGUGGUCAUUGUGUUUGCACAUCAGAUGCAUAUGAUUCAACUCAUGCAAGAGGUGGUGAAGCAGAAUGUAACAGGCCUGCAAUGGAUUGCCAGUGAAGCCUGGACAUUAAUUGAUGGGCUUCAGACGCCUGCCUUCAUGCCCUACCUUGGUGGCACACUAGGAAUAGCCAUCCGUCAUGGACAAAUAACUGGCCUUAGGGAUUUCCUGUUAAAAAUUCAUCCUGACCAAAACCACAACAGUGACUAUGAAAAUAGCAUGGUGAACCAAUUUUGGGAACACACUUUUCAGUGUAGAUUCGCACCACCUCCAGCAGGUUGGAUGGAAGCUAGGGGAGUGCUAUGCACUGGAGAUGAAGAUCUAGAGGAUGUGGAGACUGAGUUUUUGGAUGUGUCUAACCUCAGACCUGAGUACAACAUUUACAAGGCUGUAUAUGCCUUAGCAUAUGCCCUUGAUGACAUGAUGCAGUGUGUGCCUGGCAGAGGGCCUUUCAGCAGGCGCAGCUGUGCCACUUUACAAAGACUGGAGCCAUGGCAGCUUAUGUAUUACUUGGAAAAGGUCAACUUCACCACACCCUUUGGUGAUCAAGUGUCUUUUGAUGAGAAUGGUGAUGCCUUACCAAACUAUGAUAUCAUGAACUGGAAGUGGCUUCCUAAUGGACGAACAAAAGUUCAUAGUGUGGGUGUGGUUAAGAAGUCAGCCUUCAAAGGAGAAGAGCUCACACUAGAUGAAGACAGAAUCUACUGGAACUUUAACUCCAAAAAGCCACCCAGGUCAGUUUGCAGCGAGAGCUGCCCUCCGGGUACCCGCAUGGCCAGAAAGAAGGGGCAGCCUGUGUGCUGUUUUGAUUGUAUCCCUUGUUCUGAGGGAAAGUUCAGCAAUCAAACUGAGGAUUUCUGGUCCAGCCCCCAGCGUGACCAAUGUGUUCCUAAGAAAACUGAGUUUCUCUCUUACCAUGAGCCUCUGGGUAUCUGCUUGACAACCGCCUCGUUGCUGGGCACAUUUAUCUGUGCCUUUGUCCUGGGGAUCUUCACCUAUCAUCGCAGCACACCCAUGGUACGCGCCAACAAUUCAGAAUUGAGUUUCUUGCUCUUGGUGUCACUGAAGCUAUGUUUCCUGUGUUCACUACUGUUCAUCGGUCGCCCCAGACUAUGGACAUGCCAGCUGAGACAUGCAGCAUUUGGUAUCAGCUUUGUUCUUUGUGUCUCAUGCAUCCUGGUGAAAACCAUGGUGGUUCUGGCUGUUUUCAAGGCCUCCAAACCAGGAGGUGGAACCAAUCUUAAGUGGUUUGGUGCUAUGCAGCAGAGAGGGACAGUUCUGGUUCUAACUUGCAUUCAGGCAGCAAUCUGUACUGCAUGGAUUGUCACUGCCUCACCAGUCCCUCAUAAAAACACUCAGUACCACAAUGACAAGAUAGUUUAUGAGUGUGUAGUUGGGUCAACUGUUGGUUUUGCAGUGUUACUUAGCUAUAUUGGCUUACUGGCAAUCCUUAGUUUCCUGCUAGCAUUUCUGGCAAGGAAUCUUCCAGAUAACUUCAAUGAGGCCAAACUCAUCACUUUCAGCAUGCUGAUCUUCUGUGCUGUGUGGGUGGCAUUUGUCCCUGCUUAUGUCAACUCCCCAGGCAAAUAUGCAGAUGCAGUGGAAGUAUUUGCCAUCCUAGCCUCCAGUUUUGGCCUCUUAGUGGCACUGUUUGGCCCCAAAUGUUACAUAAUCCUUCUGAGACCUGAGAGAAACACAAAGAAAGCAAUCAUGGGUAGAGGCACAAUUAAAGGAUAA
This is a messenger RNA of Scomber scombrus (Atlantic mackerel), 2556 nucleotides long. RefSeq names its product extracellular calcium-sensing receptor-like. Gene Ontology annotation, cellular component: membrane. NCBI's taxonomy places the organism in Eukaryota, Metazoa, Chordata, Actinopteri, Scombriformes, Scombridae. The transcript has 10 exons. The record is from RefSeq and is a predicted model, not a curated record. Gene Ontology annotation, biological process: G protein-coupled receptor signaling pathway. Gene Ontology annotation, molecular function: G protein-coupled receptor activity. The coding region runs from base 1 to 2556 and encodes 851 amino acids.